AUGACCCGUUUAUCAGACUUACCAGACCAUUGUUUGGAAUAUAUAUUCCUCGAACAUUUGGAUUAUCAAUUUGAAGGACUCAAAGCUCUUUAUAGAGUGGAUAAACAAUUUGGUGGACUCAUUAGAAGAUCAAUUGGUAUAAUAACCAAUGAUAAAAAUCUUCCUAAUCAUCAAUUGUUACUUGUUGAUGGAUUUUCUGACUUGAAUCUGGUAAUUGUUGAUAAUGUUAGACAUAAUUAUAAUAAACAUUAUAAGUUUUAUUUUGUUAAUUAUAAUUUGGAAUUGGGUUAUGAUAUGAAGCUUUUUCAGUUAUUUAAUGAUUCUUUAGGCAAACAGUUCAAAAUAAAUUUCUUCCGUCCAAAUUAUCACAUUAAGAUUUCACAUUCUUCUGGGAUUGUUUUAAAACAAGAUGUUAUUGAAUCUCAUGCUAUCACAGAACAUUAUGAUGAACAUUAUGAUGAACAUAUUUUCACAGAUGACUCAUGCAUAGCUGAGAAUAAAAUUUUGCAGAAUCUUCAACAAUUAACAACUAAAAAGUAUCUGUUGGGGUAUAAUGAAUUUUAUGUGGGCGCUAAAACUUCAAACAACUUGCAAGAUGAAUUAUCAUUGAGACCAAUAGAUUCCUCAUUCAAUAUCAAAGGGAAUAAAAAAACAUCAGAGGAUAAUUUUACUGAUGACUCGCUCAAAGAAUAUAUUAAGAGAUUAGUGAUCACCAACUAUAGUAACAACUGGAAAUUAUUUGAAAUAGAUAACUUACACUUAGAAAAUUUGGAGGAAUUGUAUUUGGAUUCAGGAAUGUUGGAAGAUAGACUUUCUGGUCAACCUCAGGAUAUGACAAGUGUUUUUGAUGGUGUAUCUAGGGAUAAAAUAUUUGAAGAAUAUUUUCUUUAUUCGUUAUCAAAUAAUAACUUUCCCAAUCUACAAAAACUAAAAUUGAUGCAUAAUUCUAAACUUAUAUCACUUCAUAAUUCCAAGUUGCCUUUAUUAGAUGAUUUGAAAAUCAAUAAUAAUGUGAUGUUGAACAUUGAUAAUUGUGAUUUUACAUCAUUGAAGUCCCUUGAAAUUAAUCAAUUAUUUGAUAUUUCCAAAAUUGUUAAAGAAGAUCAAAACAUAGCGAAUUUUGCAAAAGAUUUUGGUGAGUUUUGUGGUCGUUAUGAUAUCUCAUAUGAAAAAAUAAAAUCAAUCAAUUUUUUGAAUAUGAAAAACACAGACUUGAAGAGCAUUGAAAAUCUACAUGUCCCCAAUGUGAAACUUUUUGAAUAUUUUAAAGAUUUGGAUUUAGCAAAUUUGAAAACAUUAAAAGUUACAAAUAUUUCACCAAAUUUGUAUUCUAAAAUCAUUAUUUUCUUUGACUUCCCAGAUAAUGACAAACUUCAAUCAUGUCAACAUGUACUUUCACACUCAGAUGUUUCAAAAGAAACACUCACAAAUUUCUUUAAAGAUGUUUUUAGAAAAAUGUUAAGAUUUCAGAAUAAAGAUGCAACUUACCUGAGCUUAUUUACACCAUUGAAUAUUAAUGAACGGAAAUCACAAAUUAAUUCAUCAUCAACUUUGAAUAAAGAUAAUGAGCUUGAACUGGAUGUAAGUACAUCUGUUUCUUACUCUAGUCUUCCAAUUGUUCGUUGCCAGUCAGGUAAAGGGAAAACAAAAGUAACUAAUGUCUUUUACUACUCGUUUGUUAAUUAA
Hansenula ciferrii is the source of this 1686-nucleotide messenger RNA. RefSeq lists its product as uncharacterized. NCBI's taxonomy places the organism in Eukaryota, Fungi, Ascomycota, Saccharomycetes, Phaffomycetales, Wickerhamomycetaceae. The transcript has a single exon. The record is from RefSeq and is a predicted model, not a curated record. The coding region runs from base 1 to 1686 and encodes 561 amino acids.